AAAUUACACUAUUUCAUUUCAUUGAGAGAUGGUCUCUGUUCGAUUUGGUCAUCUUCUUCGUCAAAAAUCACAAAUCACGAUUCACGGGUACAGCUAUCGUUUCUUCAUCAAAUUCACAGAGAACCUAACGCUGCUCUAGUUGGGUUCUCCUCCGGCCAACUCACUUCUCCGGUUCUCUACCCUAAAUCCUAAUCAGGAAGCCAAAUGCAGAGGCUUAAAUGCUGCUUGAGCUCUCAUGCUUUACAUUUCUGGUUUGUGAUAAUUACAGCUAUUAUAUCACAGGCGUUAAGAGCUGCAUCAGUUGUGGUUCCGAGUUCCAAUUGCUACGUUAUCAAUAACUCUAGUCGAAUUGUGGAUUUUACGAGUUGGAUUGGACAUGCUUUCGAAUAUGAUGCAGAGGGACAUGGCGCAGACUUGGUUGUUCGAUUUUGUAAAGAUGUGGAAACUAGAUCACAAACGGGAUAUGUGGACUUUGGUCGCUUUGAUAAGCUUAACUACUUCGUUGCUGCUGCAGGACAAGUUGACUUUGUUCAAGGCUUUUACAAUGGAGACCUGAGACAGUGCGAGGACAGUUAUGAUAAGAUGGGACGAACAGCACAGGUAAAUGUGAUAUGCGGGGCUUGUCCAAAUGGAAAAUGUGAAGGUUUACCUGGAUGCGUCUGCAAUAUCUCUUACGAAUCUACUUGCAGAGUUUUGGUUGAUCUUGCCAUUCCGUGUGGGAAACCAGGUCCGCGAGUAUUUAAGGGCUUCACGGUUGGCUUCCAUCCACGAACAUGGGAAAUUGUCAAUGAUGGCAUGACUCAGUUGGGUUUUGAAGAGUCUCAUCAUGAGUUCAGCUUCGCAACUGAACAGGCUCAUGUUGCCCUAUACAUGACUGCAAUUGCUUCCCUGUCAACUUUGGUGCAGAAACCUAUUGUUGAGGUUUUCCCUGACAAUGGCCUUGAGGUCAGAUUAUCAGGCUCAGGAACUUCUGGAAAACCUCCCACAACUUUGUCACCCACAGUGUUGGCCAUAGAUUGGAGAUGUGAGAAGGCUCGUGAUAGUCCAUACAAAGUUAAUAUCACUAUCCCAGUUGAGGGUUAUGAACCUGUGCAGUUCAUUCUUACUAAAAUGUGUGAAUUCAGGCAGGAUCAAGCUGGAGAUGUUACAAGAGGAUGGGCUACAUUUGGAGUUUUAUCCUGCAUAUUCAUAGUCUUAUCAACUCUGUUCUGUUGUGGAGGGUUUAUGUACAAAACUCGAGUUCAACACCAGCGUGGAACUGAUGCAUUGCCAGGCAUGACAAUUCUAUCAGCCUGUUUAGAAACGGUGGGUGGAGGAAUAGGGCGAGGUUACACGCGAACAGAAGACUUGAAUAGUGCUUAUGCUAGUGAAGCUUCUUGGGAACGCCCUCCUGCCUCUGCCUCUGCCUCUGCUCAAGAAGGAACAAGAAGACAAAGUGAAAGGAAAUAUGGUGCAAUUUAAAACUAAACUCAAUACAAUAGAAAAGAAAUAUGCCUAGCUAUGCUAGUGUGCUGCUCUCUAUGUAAUAUCCAAACUCAUUUGAGAAGUUCUUGUAGUUGAAGCCUUGUUGCAUAGCAUUUGGAAAAAUCAAUGGAGCUCAUUCACUAUAGGGUUUAACUAGGGUUUUUGGGAGGGUUGUACUCUGAAUUUUGUUGUGAUUAAAAAAUAUUUUUUUCAAAAAAAAAUGAUAACUGAGUUUGGCAAUAAAGUCUUUGAAUUUACAGCUGUUA
Molecule: messenger RNA, 1730 nt
Organism: Humulus lupulus (European hop)
Lineage: Eukaryota; Viridiplantae; Streptophyta; Magnoliopsida; Rosales; Cannabaceae
Exons: 18
Coding region: 205-1461 (418 amino acids)
Source: RefSeq, a predicted model, not a curated record